UUGACAGAGGCGACAGCAUUUGUCGCGGAACAGCCGCAGUCAGUUCUCUAGGUGCCGGAUGGAGUAACCUCAGCGCGAUAAUUCAGCCAACGCCUUCCAAAUAGAUUGGACGCACUGUUUAAACGUCCUCACAACGACAUUAUGGCUGACGACCAGUCCUCACAAUCCUGGUCAAUCGACAAGGAUGACUACGUUCUCAACGAGGUGAUCGGCAGUGGAGCCACGGCAGUGGUCCAAGCAGCCUACUGCAAGCCCAGAAAGGAGAAGGUGGCCAUAAAACGCAUCAACCUUGAGAAAUGUCAAACCAGCAUGGAUGAGCUCCUGAAGGAGAUCCAAGCCAUGAGCCAGUGCCACCACCCUAAUAUCGUCUCCUACUACACCUCCUUUGUGGUCAAGGAUGAACUGUGGCUGGUCAUGAAGUUGCUCAGUGGUGGCUCAGUCUUAGACAUCAUCAAGCACAUCAUCUCACGUGGUGAGCACAAGUCCGGUGUAUUGGACGAGGCCUGCAUUGCCACCAUAUUGAGGGAAGUAUUGGAGGGGCUCGAGUACCUUCACAAAAAUGGACAAAUUCAUCGUGAUCUAAAGGCUGGAAAUAUCCUUCUUGGGGAUGACGGCUCAGUUCAAAUUGCCGAUUUUGGUGUGAGUGCCUUUCUAGCAGCAGGUGGGGAUAUGACACGGAACAAAGUUCGGAAGACAUUUGUGGGGACACCAUGCUGGAUGGCUCCCGAGGUGAUGGAGCAGGUAGGUGACAAUAUUCAACAAACAAUAUCCUCUUUUUUUUUUGUUCCAGAUUGGUGCAACUCUUGUUUCUUUCUACAGGUCCGUGGUUAUGACUUCAAAGCUGACAUUUGGAGUUUUGGGAUCACUGCCAUUGAGCUAGCGACUGGAGCAGCACCAUAUCACAAAUACCCACCAAUGAAGGUGCUGAUGCUGACUCUGCAGAAUGACCCUCCCUGUCUGGAAACGGGCAUCACAGACAAGGAGAUGGUGAAAAAGUAUGGCAAGUCCUUCAGGAAGAUGAUCACUCUGUGUUUACAAAAGGACCCUGAAAAAAGGCCAACUGCAGCUGAGUUACUUAAGCACAAAUUCUUCACAAAAGCUAAGAACAAUGAGCACCUGCAUGAGAGGCUUUUACAUAAAGGCCCAUCAAUAUCAGAGCGAUCAAAGAAGGUGAGACGCGUGCCAGGGUCCAGCGGCCGCCUCCACAAGACAGAGGAUGGCGGUUGGGAGUGGAGUGAUGAUGAGCUGGAUGAGGAGAGCGAGGAAGGCAAAGCUGCUGUGGCAGCUCUGCGGUCGCCCAGAGUGAGGGAUGGAUCCCAGACGAUGGAGAUUUUCCAGCCACCAGAUGGCUCCACAGGACACCUUCAACCCCCUGCAACAGCCAGUGAGAACUUUGCACCUGUGGGACAAAGUGGUGAAGGCGUUCCACCUCAAGCUCCUGCUCCAGCACAGACAGUGAGCCCCUCGCAUGUACCCUCAACUCAGGAUCCCAAUGUAUCUGAUGCCAGCAUUCCCAUCAGCCUGGUCCUCAGGUUGAGGAAUCCCAAGAAGGAACUCAAUGACAUUAGGUUUGAGUUCAUGUCUGGCAGAGACUCUGCCGAUGGAGUGUCUCAGGAGUUAGUUUCAGCUGGUCUGGUUGAUGGGAGAGACUUAGUUAUCGUUGCUGCCAAUCUACAAAAGAUUGUGGAUGAUCCUCACAAUAACAAAAAUGUCACUUUUAAGCUGGCAUCCGGUGUGGAAGAGUCUGAAAUUCCCGACGACAUUAAACUCAUCGGCUUCGCACAGCUCAGCAUCAGUUAAGGGAAGGAAAGCGCGCAGCAAAAGACAGCAUCCACUGGUAACGCGCAGCUGCAUUCUAGUAAAUUCUACGACGACUACGACGACGACGACGACGCUGCUGCUGCCAAAGAGGACGACACGUGAAGCUGGCAGGGAAUGUGACACUUCAGCAGGAUGCCCGAGGACCACACAGAGAGAGGAGGGCUCAGUACAUCACAGGAACACACUUGAAAUGUUUACAGUGCGCUUAUUCAUGGGAGAGGACAUGCAAUCAACUAUAUCAACUCAUUUUUCUUUGUUUUUUUUCUGCCCCCUUUUCAUUCAUAAGCACAAACCACACCGUCUCCAGUCUGCCAGUACUGGAAACAAUGCCUUCCCCACUUUUUUUUUAAUUAAACCGUGCCACAAGAGACAAGACAAAGUCGUGCCACCUGAAAAAGGCACUUUAUACUACACUGAAUUUGACCAGUGAAAAUGAUUAAGCCUUAGUUCAUACGUUUUCCUCUUACAGUUGAUGAACAACUAAUACUUACUAUUGGUAUAUAUGCAUGCAUUUCUAACACCUCCUCCCAAAGAGAAAAUUAAAUGAAUGAUAUCAUCUAACCCAUUCAUGAAUUCUUCUCACACAGUCAAAACAUAACCAAAGAGAAUCAGGCUCUGACUGCACCAAUAAAAGAGUUUCCAAACGUGCAUAAAUCCUCCUUACUGGAGUUGCUCUGGCUUACAAUUAGUCGCUUAAACACUUGAGUUUAUUUGAAGUAUUCAACCAGUCUGGCCUGAUGUUCUUAUCCUAUGCAAUAGUUGUUUUCACUGGAUGUGACGCCGUCGGCUGACUCGCACUUAUUCUCGGCUGAAUUCACUUCUGUACCUCAAUAUUUCAAGCGUCAAGCCGCAAGGUAGCGCCACCAUCGACAUCCGUACGUGAAUGAUUGACACGUCUACACUUUUGCUUUUAUUAGAAUUUCUUUUGUAAAGUAGAAAUAUUGCAUGUUUAUUUCAUUUGCUCUAACAGCUUUUGGGAACACCUGAAUACAGCGGAUUGUUGAGCCCACACUGCUUUGGUUUCUAAAGUGCUGCCAGGGUUGGAACGUCACUGAAGGUGUAUGUAUUCCCACAUUGGACAUGUUUCACCAAAUAAAAGUUUGUAACAAAAAAAGGGGGGUGGGGGGGUACUUCACCCUAAUAGAAAAAAGGAUUUCCCUCACACAACAGCAAAUUACCACCGUUUGAUAAGGUAUUGAUUUAGUUUCCGGUAUUUGUGCAUUUGAAAUUGAGAUAAAAUGUCAAAAUUAUGUGAAAGUCAUAAAAGAUAAAAUCGAAAUUAGAAGAUAAAAAGUCCUAAAUAUGAGAUAAAAGCCAUAAUUAUGAGAAAGUCUUAAGAUAAAGUUGAGCUUCACUGGAGCCUUGGUCACAUGGCACUCGGCAAAUGCACAGUUUGUAUCUCAUAAUUUCAACUUUUUAUCUAAUAAUUCUGAUUUAGCAUCGGUUCAGUGGCGGAAACGGGCUUCCAUAGCAUGAUGGCACCUACAUUGCUGGAAAUAAUAGAAAUGCAUGUUUUCAUUGCCGUAAACGGACACAAUUGCCGUCUUCCGUUUGGAAUGACGCCACUGGGAACAUCUGUUUAGGUGGAGUGAUCCUACCCCAGAAAAGUUAAAGAAGAAAUGUGUUUGUGUCCAAACACUCCCUCGAUCCCCCCACACCUUUCAGGCCACUUCUCACUGCCGGUGUAGCUUUGUGCUUGGUUUGUACGACGGCGUUAAAGGGCUGCCUUGACAGUCCUCGUUCAGGUACCAGAGUAAGUGGCGUGUAAAGCUCUUGUAAAUGUACGUAUGUUGCAACUCCAAGCACCGUCGCAUACGUUUUACAUGUAACAACGCUGAUGCAUUUGAGUGUUAAAAAGACAAAAGUGUACAUGCCGCAUAAAACAACUAACUUGUAAAUGUUGAUUAUGGAAAACAAAUGAUUGUUGACUCAGCUUGAUCAGGACAUAAUAUUUGUCUACUGUCGUUUGCCUUUGUCAUUAGCUUCCAGUUAUUUUGAUUGGCACCUUAUUUGUUGCACCUGUUCUUUUUCAUGCACAUAUGUGCUCAUUAGACCAUGAGGAGUCAUAAUAGCACACCAUACACUUGUGUGUAUUUCUAGUGUUAAAAAAAAUGACUGAUUUUGUGCAUCGUGUUACCCAAAAUUUAAAAAAAUCACCACUUUUCUGUUAAGAAAAAAAAAAAUCUGCCUUGUUUUAGAGUCACCCAAUCAUUAGCAUUAUUUGAAUCAAUUGAUGGCAGUGAACGUCCCGUAUUUUUCAAAUAGGCUUAUUCAAUUGUAUUCAUGUAUACAUGGACAAAUGCGAAUUCGAACUGGAACAUUUGUGAUUUCCAAACUUUGUAAAAUGUCGCCACUUGCAGAAUGAUUUGUGGUCGCUUGAAUAAAGUCACAGUGGAGUCAAAGGAAAGGGGUUUUAAUGUUGCAUGUUUGGGUUUUUUGUACCCAUAUAGAGUGCCAGGCUUGUGGUCUGGUUAUGUCGUGAGGAAGAAGGGGCUCCACUCGUUUAUUCAACACUUAGAGGUGUAAACCACAGGUGUUCAAACCUUUUCCAGCGAGGGCCACAUAGUGAAAAAUGAAGGGAUGCAACUUUGCCACUUUGAUGUUUUGAAGUUAUACAUAUUUCAAGAAAAAAUACCCCUCAGCUUUGUGAUGUAGGUGAAAUGCUACUAAAACAGUUAUAUUUUUCCCCAUAAUUUUAUGAGUGACAUUUUCAUAAAAUUGUGACCUUUUU
Molecule: messenger RNA, 4552 nt
Organism: Dunckerocampus dactyliophorus (ringed pipefish)
Lineage: Eukaryota; Metazoa; Chordata; Actinopteri; Syngnathiformes; Syngnathidae
Product: serine/threonine-protein kinase OSR1-like
Exons: 16
Coding region: 142-1800 (552 amino acids)
Biological process (GO): protein phosphorylation
Molecular function (GO): ATP binding; protein serine/threonine kinase activity
Source: RefSeq, a predicted model, not a curated record